CACGCACUCUGUCGCUACAUCACCACGCAUUCUGACUCCACGGUGCAGUCUCUCUUAUUUCCAUCUACAUCACUACUGCAUGAAGAAGAAUCACCAGGAUAACGGUUUGCUCCCCCAAAACCUCUGGAGCGCCACGUUUUUCACGCAGACACUGUCUGCUCCUAAAGAGACGGCUGACUGAGAAAGAGACGGCUGACAGCGCCAGGACGGAGCACUUGACACCUUGCUUCACGGCAUCGAUAUGCAGUAGUGUGAUACCAAUUCUGCGGAGGCAGAGAGAAGGCCAUUCCAUGGCAUCCUGAUAUUAAACUGAAGGGAUUGCGCAUUAGUGAUCAACGGGAGUCUCGUUCGGGGUGUCGAACGGAUUAAUUUGGCGAAGAGUGGGGACAUUAACAAUUUCCUAUCCGGAUUGGAUCAAUACCUUACGGUGGUACGGUGGGAUAUUGUUGGACCUGCGAUGGACUCCAACGUAGGGGAAUAUGGAAUGGCUCGCUUGGGAAUCUUUAUGGUUUUGGUGGGGUUAUGGAGGUUUAGCGCUGCUUGCCCUGCAUCCUGCACUUGCAGCAUCUCAAGGAUUGCUUGUAUCGAUCCUGGACCGGGGAUCGAGGAUUUCCCUAUCCUUACGUUAGAUGACAUGGAAAUGGACAUCAACAUCACUGAUAUAUACAUUGCAAAUCAAAACAGACUAUUUGACAUCAAUGAUAACAGCUUGAAGUACUACUCAAAUCUCAGAAAUCUAACUGUGAUAAAUACGAGACUGACUUCUAUCUCAUCACAGGCCUUUAACAACAAUACAAGACUUCAAUAUCUGAAUCUGAGAGACAACAACUUGUCAACACUGUCUUGGAGGACAUUCCAAAACUUAAACAUGACAUCUUUUCCUCUGCUGUCUGGUAACCCUCUGAAGUGUGUGUGUGAGAACCUCUGGAUCAAGUUGAGGCUCCAAGAGGAUGUGGAGAGUCCAGAGAAAGAAGACCUAAAGUGCAUAGAUGAAAGAGGAAGGAGGAAGUCCAUCUCCAGAAUAUCUCCCCCUGACUGUGAGGCUCCGGCAGCAGAGGUCAGUCCUUCAAUCGUCACAAAGAAGGAAGGAAGUGAUGUCGCAGCAGUGUGCAGUGCAACAGGGUCUCCUGCCCCAGAGAUUAUGUGGAAUACUGAGAACCUCUUCACUAUUGCUGAUACCAACCCCUUGGAUAUGGAGAGCAUUCUGACACUCUCAGGUCUCUCACCUUCGGACAACGGCAGAGUGAUAACCUGCAGUGUUGAGAACAUAGUCGGCCAGUCCGAGGCUUACCUGCAACUCAACAUCCUCUUUCGCCCCACUAUCCUGGAGCUGUUGGAGCCACUGAAUCUCCACCACUGGUGCAUUCCCUUCACUGUUACCGGGAACCCCAAGCCAGAGCUCCAGUGGUACCACCAGGAUCAGAAGCUUCAUGAGCAGGAAUAUAUUAAGACAGAGAUCCAUGAAAGCCUUGGGAGUGUUCAUCACGGCUGCCUGCAGCUCGUCAACCCCACCCACAUCCAUAAUGGGCAGUAUACACUGGUGGCUAGGAAUGAGUACGGGGAGGACAGCAAAGUAAUCGAUGCCCACUUCCUGCUCCCGCCAAACGACUACCCAGAUACAGAAUCGCCAUAUUACCCGUUUACCACCGACCCCCCACUACCUCCAAUAGACGACAGUGUUGCAGUGUACGUUGUAGUGGGAAUCGCUGGUGUGGCGUUAAUUGGAUGUGUUCUAAUGGUGAUCAUUCUAAAAUAUGGAAGAAACUCAAAGUUUGGAAUGAAGGGCUCCUCCUCAGUUAUCAGUAAUGACGAUGAUUCCGCCAGUCCUCUUCAUCACGUAUCCAACGGCAACAACACUCCAUCGUCCUCAGAGAUGGGCCACGAUGCAGUGAUCAUUGGAAUGACAAAGAUCCCAGUCAUCGAGAACCUGCAGUAUUUCCGUCAGUCUGGCAGCAUGUUGAAAUCAGACACGUUUGUCCAGCACAUAAAAAGACACAACAUUGUGCUUAAACGUGAGCUAGGAGAGGGGGCCUUCGGCAAGGUGUUCCUGGCUGAGUGCUAUAACCUGACCCCAGAUCAGGACAAGAUCCUGGUGGCUGUCAAGACAUUGAAAGAGGCAAGCGAAAGUGGACGCGCUGACUUCCACCGAGAGGCAGAGCUACUGACAAACCUGCAGCACGAGCAUAUUGUCACCUUCUAUGGCGUGUGUGUAGAGAGCGAUCCCCUCAUCAUGGUCUUUGAGUACAUGAAGCACGGAGACCUCAACAAGUUCCUCAGGUCCCAUGGUCCCGACGCGGUGCUGAUGGCUGAUGGCCAGCACAGCCUGAUGGUGGAGCUGACCCAGUCCCAGAUGCUGCACAUCGCCCAGCAGAUCGCCGCAGGCAUGGUCUACCUUGCCUCCCAGCACUUCGUCCACAGAGAUCUGGCCACACGUAACUGCCUGGUGGGCGAGAACUUGCUGGUCAAGAUUGGAGACUUCGGCAUGUCCAGGGAUGUUUACAGCACCGACUACUACAGAGUGGGAGGUCACACUAUGCUGCCCAUCCGAUGGAUGCCGCCGGAAAGCAUCAUGUACCGGAGGUUCACCACGGAGAGCGACGUCUGGAGUCUGGGUGUGGUACUCUGGGAGAUCUUCACAUAUGGGAAGCAGCCCUGGUACCAGCUCUCCAACAACGAGGUGAUCGAGUGCAUCACCCAAGGACGCGUGCUGCAGCGGCCACGUUCCUGUCCAAAGGAGGUGUACGACCUAAUGUUGGGGUGCUGGCAGAGAGAACCUUACAUGAGACAUCACAUUAAGGAGAUCUACAGCUUGCUCCAGAGUCUGGCCAAGGCCUCUCCAGUUUACCUAGACAUCCUGGGCUGAGGGAGUCUGGACAGGUGUGUGUAUGUGUGUGGGUGGGGGUGAUGGUGGAGCUGUUUGGGUAUGGGUGGAGUUGUGUUUUUGUGUGUAUGGGUGGGGUUAAGGGUUGAGUUGCGUGUGUGGACAUAUUAUAUGUUUGUGUGUGUUCUGACUGUGCUUCUGCCUCCUCAUGACAUUAACUAAAGCCUUACAUUUGAUUGAGAUUUCCUUUCCCUCCUCAUUUGAAGACUUAGGACCAGUUUCUCAAACCCAGAUUAAAAGUCCAGGGGUAGGCCCUAUUCUGGUUUAGUUCAUCGAGAACAAAACAUAUGAAUCAUCAUCAAUGAACCUUGAAUUACAUAUUCCUGGACUACUGGACUGUGACAGGAUUUUUUCAAUAGUUAUUAUUAUUUUUUUUUAAAUGAAGAUUAAACGUAGUCCAAGUAUAAUGGAGGCCAUGUCCAUGAAACCAAAUGACCAGUUAUCUUGAUUAAAGAAUAGGCCUAAUCUGGGUCCAUGAGAUUAAUUCUUAUUGUACAUUGUAUUAUUGUACAUUUCUUGUACACUAUUUUGCUGGGGAUGAACAAAGGGAAAAUGACUACGUGUCAAAAUCAUCACGGGGAAAGUAUGGACCUCUGCCAACACGAAGACAGCUUUUACCUCCCAACAAGAGGAGGAACAUCGUGUGGAGCGGCACAUGAAGUAGAGACAUAAAAAUGAAAUGAAGUAAAACAAUGUUUAUAGACACCGCUCAUGGACUUUUUUUAUGAUGUGAGAACUUUGUUUUUGAUGUCAGGGGCUCUUGACUCUGUUGUUUUCAUGUUACGCCAUGUCUUAACACUUUGACUGGUGACUGAACUGUUGUCAUCAUGGCCCACCAAAGUCCAGAGCUCUGAAGAUGAUAUGUUGGUUUUGAAGGGUACCUGUAAGGAUGUCUGACUCAUUUAUGGCAUAUUCAUAAUCCAUUCAUAAGGAGUGCACUUUUUUCAUGAGAUGUAGCGCUAAUAUAGGGUUAUUAAUAUGUUAUGAAGUCUCUAUUUAGGUUCCCUUAUGCUGGAGAGAAUGAGAGCCAUCCAUCCCCACAACCCUACAAUGUUAAUCCCUCAUUGUCCAUAACUGAUGUACAUUUGUGCAUAUUAUCAGUGUAAAUGCUAUUAGGGUUUACCUUUUAAAAGACAUGGACCCUUCUAUGCCAUAUUUACAAGUUGUUGUUUUUUUUUUUGUAAAUGAAUGUUUCUGGUUGUGGUUCAUUAUCAGUGGUCUUUUCUAUCUGAUUCUAUUUUGCUAGCUACUGACAUUGUCCAUUUCCAUGUAGAACGUGUUGCGGUUUUGAAUGUGGUUAGUAUGCACUGCACAUGAUGCAGAAACAUCAAUUUCUGGAUUACUAAAGCACAGUGAAUAGACGCCCGUCCCAGUAUGAAGUUGGAAGAGGGAAAAACUUUGAGAGGCCUCAACUCAAACCAGAGCAGUUGGUAAUUUAUGCAUCCAGGUUAUAUUUUGUUGUUCAUGAAGAGUUCCUUGACCAACAAUGUUUUAGAGCAUCCUCUACCAUAUAAAUAUUUUGGUUGGACAUAAAACUUUACUACACUCUAUGUUUUGCAUUUUCAAAGGCAGCUUUACAUGUUCCAGGAUAUUGAAGCUGAUGGGAAUUGACAGAUUUUACCUUUCAGGAUUUAUUUUGUUUUUUAUUAGCUGUAGGGGAUCAACAGUGUAUUUGCACUGCUGUUACUAUGAGCCUAAAGUUAGAAAAGACGACAUGGUUUUAUUGAUAGAAUGCCCACAUCCAGCUAUUGAGGUAUGUCAAUUACUCAUUUACUUGUCUACAUCAUGUAGAGCAUAUUUGCUGGAACUGACUGUUCUAUUGGCUAUUGAUAUACACUGUUUAGGACCAGCUGUGGGAUUACCUUAAGUCUGAGGUGGUUUAGAGUAUUGAGUCUGAUCCUCCAUGUGGGUGUGCAGAGAGGAGCUGUGAAUUAUGGUCUGUCCAAAUCGAAAAAGACCAUUACUGUCACAGCGCACUGCUAGGUGUGUCGUAUGCGUAAUGUAUUUACAAACCGUUUGCACAUUGAUAUCACUGCACAAUCUUUCCACUAUUUCUGGGUUGUCUUGAAUAGAGUAAGCUACAACCGACUCAAACUUGAUCUCGCUACACUACUGCUCAUCAGUGACACUACUAAUCAGUUAUAAUAUUACUAUCAGUUCCCAUAACCUUUGGCUUUUGAUAUUGAGUUGGCCAAGAGCAGUAAUGUUGGCUAAAAUAAAUUAAGUGCACUUCAUAAUGAUCUUUUAAUAAGAGCAAACUGCACACCUAAACUCCUGUAUUAAUCGCCAUCGUCUCUGUUGAAUUCUUUGCUGAACACAACAGACAUCUGCCCCUAACUAUGUUGAACUGUCUGCAACCUAAUUAUGAAAAAGCUAACAUUUGUUUGGCGCCAAUGGUGUGUCAAUGCCAGUUUUAAAAUGUUGUCCAUUUUUUAUAAUAGUCAUGGUGUCACCUCUAAAUAGUGUUGCUUUAAUCUGCAGUCCAUUUUGUAUAAUAGUCAUGGUGUCACCUCUAAAUAGUCUUGCCGUAAUCUGCAGUCCAUUCUGUAUAAUAGUCAUGGGUGUCACCUCUAAAUAGUCUUGCUGUAAUCUGCAGUCCAUUCUGUAUAAUAGUCAUGGUGUCAGCUCUAAAUAGUCUUGCUGUAAUCUGCAGUCCAUUUUGUAUAAUAGUCAUGGGUGUCAGCUCUAAAUAGUCUUGCUGUAAUCUACAGUCCAUUCUGUACAGUUCAGAUAUUUGUAAUGAAUAGUAUGUUCUAUAGUACAUUCUGUUUUAAACAGGUAUGUGUGACAUUAAAGAAAGUCUGUUAUGGGCCACUGGCAAUAUGUAAAUAUAAAUUUAUUUGUGCAAAAAAAAAAAAAGUAUAAUUUAUUUGUGCUUGUUCAUAAUACCAGUGAGAAUACAAUCCUAUUUUUCGUGGAACUUUGGAACUGGAGAGGAGAUUUCUUGAAACUAUCUUUUCUCUAUAAAGGAACUGAUUCAGUCCUGUAUCUCAGCUCACCCUACUUUCCUAUUGGAUGGAAGGACCUUAGAAGUUAUGAUUGAGUGAUUCUGACUGUCUGUCUAUCUGUCUGUCUGCCUGUCUACAAGAAGGCCAUAGACUCUUUGUCACCUGGAACGUCAAAGGACCAAAUCCGACAGACAGGUGAUUUUAUUCCCCGACCAAUCAUCUAUCUCUGACUGUAGCCUUUUGGUCUUCUUUCAGAUGAAUAACUGUGACUUUGCAUCAUGUAUAGUAUAUUAUUUUGAAUGUAAUUUAGAAGGGAUGGGAACUUGUUUUGAAUGUAAUCUAUCUUGGGAUUGGGGUAUCACUGAUUCUUUUGUAAAUACGAAAAAGCAAAAUUGCUGUUUUCUUUCAAUCCCAGCGCAGAUAACAUAUUUUACUUGCUGUCUGAAUGAUGUUCCGUGAGAGUCAGUGUACGAGUGUUUUUGUGAGUGUGUAUGCGUCUGAGGCCCCUGAGCUACGAUGUGUGUGUUUGUUUGUGUGUUUGUACCCGUUUCUCCCAGCAGAUUCAAUCCCACUGCUUAAGUAUCAGUGAAUUCUAUCAAUCAAUUCUAUGCUUUGUGCAUCAUGUGAGUAGCUUCUCUGCAGUUAAUGGAAAUGUUAAUUGUAAUACUGUGCAUUUAAUAAAGGUGGUAUGUCUUACAAUA
Esox lucius (northern pike) is the source of this 6530-nucleotide messenger RNA. RefSeq names its product neurotrophic tyrosine kinase, receptor, type 2b (gene ntrk2b). Gene Ontology annotation, molecular function: brain-derived neurotrophic factor receptor activity; ATP binding; brain-derived neurotrophic factor binding. NCBI's taxonomy places the organism in Eukaryota, Metazoa, Chordata, Actinopteri, Esociformes, Esocidae. Gene Ontology annotation, biological process: positive regulation of kinase activity; regulation of phosphatidylinositol 3-kinase/protein kinase B signal transduction; multicellular organism development. Gene Ontology annotation, cellular component: plasma membrane; axon; signaling receptor complex. The record is from RefSeq and is a predicted model, not a curated record. The transcript has 18 exons. The coding region runs from base 458 to 2863 and encodes 801 amino acids.